AUGGACAACUUCUCGAGAGUGAUCAGCUUCUACCAGGUUCUAGCAAUGCACUGGUUUAGUAUAAGACAGGGCAAAACCAUAGACUGUGAAACUAUCUUCUUCAUUAAACUCAACGUGUGCUGCGUGAGCGUUCUGUUCUGGUGGAUUUACCAAAAUCAAUCUCUUGUUAUCUAUUCCGCCACCACACUGGGAUAUGUGGUAGACUUAUCCAAAUAUCUUCUGAUGGUUUUUACCUACUAUUCGCUAGUGCUGGAGAGCGGAUUACUGGGUGGGGUUCUUCGACAGUUUUGGAACGAACUGGACCAAUUUCAACAGAUCAUUCCCCGUGCUGAAUGGGCUUUUCAACAGCGGAAGCACUUUGUUACGGUUGCAUCUUUCGUACUUUAUAUGACCUGGUGGGAGCUUACAUUUGCGUACUGUAUUGCUGAGACGACUCGUGGUAGAAACUUCACCAUCUCCUUUUGGAUAUUCUUUCUGCUGCUUCAUCUACGGCAAUUGCAAAUCAAGCUGUACACCGAUCUGGUGUACUUUUGCUUAAAGGCAAUAAACACGGAGCUAGCCUGGACGAUCGAGUUAAGCAAGGGUGCUAGCCAAUACGGUGGUCUUCGUAGUGAUGGACAAAUUUGUGAUCAUUUGCACGCAAUGAUGGAUGCAUUCGCACGUGCCGAACAUCUAGUUGCGUUACUUAAUCGAGCAUUUGGAUACUCGUUUACCCUCAUCAAGCUGAUCAACCAUAUCUACAUACUGACCGAUACGUACUGGAUUGUGCAGGGUUUUAUGAGCGAAAAAGUGCUCAAUUCACUGUGUACGUGCGGCAAAUGA
This is a messenger RNA of Anopheles maculipalpis, 822 nucleotides long. RefSeq lists its product as uncharacterized. The coding region runs from base 1 to 822 and encodes 273 amino acids. Lineage: Eukaryota; Metazoa; Arthropoda; Insecta; Diptera; Culicidae. Gene Ontology annotation, cellular component: membrane. Gene Ontology annotation, biological process: sensory perception of taste. The record is from RefSeq and is a predicted model, not a curated record. The transcript has a single exon.